Messenger RNA from Glossina fuscipes, 3612 nucleotides. It is a transcript of the gene l(2)37Cb, whose product is annotated as pre-mRNA-splicing factor ATP-dependent RNA helicase DHX16. Gene Ontology annotation, cellular component: catalytic step 2 spliceosome; intracellular anatomical structure. The record is from RefSeq and is a predicted model, not a curated record. NCBI's taxonomy places the organism in Eukaryota, Metazoa, Arthropoda, Insecta, Diptera, Glossinidae. Gene Ontology annotation, molecular function: RNA binding; ATP binding.
CAAAAGAUAUCGUCAAACAAUCAAAACAAUAUUUUUGCUUCAAAAAAAAUGAAUAAAAAGUGAACAAAAACUGUUUUAUUAGUAAAAAAUUUUAUCAUGUCAAGAAAUCGCAAAAGAGGAGCUCGAUCGAGCAGCAGCUCCGAGGAGUUGGAUGUUGAAGAAGAAUGCCGCCUUAAGGAUUUAAAGGAAAGGGAUGAAUUCGCUGAGCGACUCAAGAAACGUGAUGAAGGUCGGACACGUAAAGUCAUGGAGUCCACUUCAAACCGAAAGGCUAUUGAAGAGGCUGCAAAGAGACUUAAAUUAGAAUCGGAAGAUAGAGAAAAGAUAUUGCCGCAGUUGCGGAUACAAUCUCGGAGGCAAUAUUUAGAAAAACGUAAGGAGGACAAAGUGGCUGAACUUGAAGCAGACAUUCUCGACGAUGAAUAUCUAUUCGAAGAAGAAAUGUUAACUGAAAAAGAGAAGAAAGAACGGGAAUAUAAAAAGCAGUUAUUGACAAUCGCCAAAGAACAUGAAAGGGCUAGGGAAUUGGAGCGCAUACAACGUUAUCACAUGCCACGGGAUUUAAAAAAAGGAGAGAAAGAGGAAUACGUCGAAGUCGACGAGAAUGAAAAGUUACCUCACUUUGAACAAAAGAAAUGGGAGUCCGAGCAGCUGGCGUCUGCUAGAUUUCAAUUUGGCGCCAAAGAUGCUAAGGCCAAAAAUGAAUAUGAACUGUUGCUCGAAGAUCAAGUUGAGUUUAUACAAUCUAUUACACUGGAUGGCUCUAUAGAUAAAGCAAAUAAACAACCACAAUUAACUGAGGCCGAACGCAAACGCAUGACAAUCGAAGAAACACGCAUAUCUUUACCUGUUUAUCGAUUUAAAGACGCUCUCGUAGCAGCUAUAAAAGAACAUCAAAUUCUUAUCAUUGAAGGAGAAACUGGUUCUGGCAAAACUACCCAAAUACCUCAAUAUCUGGUGGAAGCGGGCUUCACUGACGAUAAGAAAAAGAUCGGAUGCACUCAACCGCGUCGUGUGGCUGCUAUGUCUGUGGCCGCGAGAGUGGCCGAAGAAAUGGGUGUUAAACUAGGGAACGAAGUUGGCUAUAGUAUUCGUUUCGAAGAUUGCACUUCCGAAAGAACUAUCCUGAAAUACAUGACUGAUGGCACUUUACAUAGAGAAUUCCUAUCGGAGCCUGAUCUGGGAUCCUAUAGUGUAAUGAUUAUUGACGAAGCGCAUGAACGUACCUUGCAUACAGAUAUAUUGUUUGGUUUGGUUAAAGAUAUUGCUAGAUUUAGACCAGAAUUGAAGCUGUUAAUUUCAAGCGCAACUUUAGAUGCAGAAAAGUUUUCCAAAUUCUUUGACAAUGCUCCCAUAUUUCGUAUUCCUGGCAGAAGAUAUGCGGUUGAAAUUUACUACACAAAAGCUCCUGAAGCUGACUACAUUGAUGCUUGUUGUGUUUCCGUAUUGCAUAUACAUGCCACCCAACCGUUAGGUGAUAUUUUAGUCUUCCUUACCGGUCAAGAUGAAAUUGAAACUUGCCAGGAAAUCUUGCAAGAUCGAGUAAAGCGUUUGGGAUCAAAAAUCAAAGAAUUGAUCAUUAUACCCGUUUACGCUAAUCUGCCGAGCGAUAUGCAGGCGAAAAUUUUCGAACCGACGCCACCAAACGCACGAAAAGUAAUUUUGGCCACGAAUAUAGCUGAAACAUCUUUAACAAUUAAUAAUAUAAUCUACGUCAUAGAUCCAGGAUUUGCAAAACAAAAUAAUUUUAAUUCACGAACGGGUAUGGAAUCGUUAAUGGUCGUUCCGAUUUCUAAGGCUUCCGCCAAUCAGCGAGCUGGACGCGCAGGUCGCACUGCUCCGGGCAAAUGUUUUCGUUUAUACACUGCUUGGUCUUACAAACAUGAGCUGGAAGAUAAUACUAUACCUGAAAUACAACGUAUUAAUUUGGGCAAUGCUGUCCUGAUGUUAAAAGCUUUAGGAAUUAAUGAUUUAAUACAUUUUGAUUUUUUGGAUCCUCCUCCACAUGAGACCUUAGUAUUGGCCUUGGAGCAACUUUAUGCCUUAGGUGCAUUGAAUCAUCACGGCGAGCUCACUAAGUUGGGAAGACGAAUGGCCGAAUUUCCCGUAGAUCCCAUGAUGGGAAAAAUGUUAUUGGCCAGUGAAAAGUACAAAUGCUCCGAAGAAAUGGUUUCAAUAGCCGCAAUGCUCUCGGUUAAUAGUGCUAUUUUCUAUCGACCUAAAGCUAAGAUUAUUCACGCGGACACUGCACGAAAAAAUUUUAAUCACAUCCAUGGCGAUCAUUUAAGUUUGUUGCGUGUGUACAAUCAAUGGGUGGACACGGAUUACAGUACUCAGUGGUGUUAUGAAAAUUUCAUACAAUAUCGUUCGAUGAAGCGCGCACGUGAUGUACGCGAACAAUUGGUUGGUCUAAUGCAGCGAGUGGAAAUUGAUAUGAUGUCUUGUCAGUCGGAUACAAUGAAUAUACGUAAAGCCAUAACAGCUGGGUAUUUUUAUCACGUGGCUCGGUUAUCUAAGGGAGGAAAUUAUAAAACCAUUAAACACAAUCAAAGUGUGAUGAUACAUCCAAAUUCUUCGCUCUUUGAAGAACUACCUCGAUGGGUUUUAUAUCAUGAAUUGGUUUUUACAAGCAAGGAAUACAUGCGUCAAGUGAUAGAAAUUGAAAGUAAAUGGCUUUUGGAAGUGGCCCCGCACUAUUAUAAGGCUAAGGAAUUGGAAGAUUCGGUAAACAAAAAAAUGCCUAAAGGAACAGGCCGUGCUACCAUGACGAUAUAAAAAUAAAAAACUCAUGAUUUAUAAUAAAAAAGUUAUAAAAAAGAAAAUAUUUGUCAUCUGAAUUAAACCUAUCAAGGAUGACAGAGAUUUAAAGCAAACGUUGCUAAACGUCAAACUGCGUAAUUUAAUGCGGCUGUCGCUGUACGUUUUCAUGCGUGAGAAUUAUUUGAUAAACUUAUCUACUUUUUGUGAUAAGUACAAUGAAAUAGAAAUAUGGUUUCUCACUAAAGUUAACAAAAAGCAUUUUUUAUUUAAAACAAUUAUGUAAAUAUUAAAAAAAAAAAAAAAAAAAAAACACGAAAGAAAAAAAUGCUAGACAACACAGAUCACAUAUUUCACAUUUGUUUUGUCUUUGUUAAUUCGUAAUUGUUUAAACAAAUGAUAAGGAAAACUUUGCAUUACCUCUUUUAAAUCAUGAAUGCGUAAACCAGAGGACAACCAUAGAAUAUUCAGAUAGAGAUCGGUUAGAGCAAUCGGGAAAAUAAUUUGAAUCCAAUCUUAACAAAAAUAUAUUAUUAUUGGAAUUUUUAAUUUCGUUUUUCAAGAUGCAAAGUUUUCUUUACUUUAAUAAAAUAUUCCUCGUAUUUCGUAUAUCUUAUGUCUAUAAUGAUUAUAAUUUCGAAGUUAACAGUAAAUAAAAAUAUAGUAAAAAAAAAAAUAUGUAGUUGAUUCUUUUUUUGUUUUUUUUUUUUGGUUUUUUGUUUUUAAUGCCCUCCUCUCUUAUAGCUUUUUUUUUUUUAAGUUGAACAACAGAUUGCGUUUACAUUCACACGCAUACACAUUUAAUUGUGUGCUUAAAAGAGAAAGCAAAUGUAUUAUAUAUUAAUUUAAAGAAAA